AUGGUCAGGAUGAUCGACUUGCGCAGCCGCGUGACUGGCCAUUGGCCAUUCGCGGGUCCAGUGUACCUGACUCACAUUGGGAAACCAAGCUGUGAAGGACCUCUCGAGGAGGAGAACCUCCCGCACUACCGGUGGGUAUUCCAAGCGCAUGGAAGGACUGUCUAUGGCUAA
Zymoseptoria tritici IPO323 is the source of this 171-nucleotide messenger RNA. RefSeq lists its product as uncharacterized. Lineage: Eukaryota; Fungi; Ascomycota; Dothideomycetes; Mycosphaerellales; Mycosphaerellaceae. The record is from RefSeq and is a predicted model, not a curated record. Bases 1 to 171 code for a protein of 56 amino acids. The transcript has a single exon.